AUGCAUUUCUCAUCUCUCUGUCUUUCCGUUUUACAGGUUAGUUUCCUAGUUUUGAUAUUCUCCUGUUACGCCUAUGGCGGCUAUGGAGGUUAUGGAUAUGGUGUCUAUGCUAGGCCGCUUGGAUUUCAACAUGGCAAGGCAGUAUCAGUGAGAGCACGUAAUCAUUUCCCAGGAGGUUACGGUGAAGGAGCUUACCACGGUUCUACUGGAAACGCACACAUAGCGCUCCCUGGUGGAGGCAAAGCCUACAGUUACUCGGGUGGCUUCAACAUGAGAUAUGGGGCAAGCUAUGGCCACGGUGCUCCAACCCAUUACGGAGGAGGAGGCCUUGGUCAAGCCAUUGGACAUAACAGAGGAUAUGGCGUCUCCUACGGCUAUGGCAACCCAGCUGUGAUGAAACAAGCUUUGGCAGACCUUCAUCAAGAUAUUCUGAGUAAUGUUCACGGUGCUUUCGGUGGUAGUCAUCAUGGUGGUUUUUUCGGUGGCGCUCCCUUGCCGAUUUAUUAA
Molecule: messenger RNA, 507 nt
Organism: Limulus polyphemus (Atlantic horseshoe crab)
Lineage: Eukaryota; Metazoa; Arthropoda; Merostomata; Xiphosura; Limulidae
Product: glycine-rich cell wall structural protein 2-like
Exons: 1
Coding region: 1-507 (168 amino acids)
Source: RefSeq, a predicted model, not a curated record